AUGGAAGGAACGGAGAAUGGAGAAGGGAAUCCGAGAGGGUUAAAACGUGAUGCUCUUUGUAGCAUCGUCAUUUGUAAUGAUGCCUCCCUUCGAAGUCAACCGGUUAUCUAUAACCCAGAUUUUUUUGUGGAAAAGCUGCGACAUGAAAAUCCAGAGGUUUUUACUGAGUUAGUGGUCAGUAAUAUCACAAGAUUAAUAGAUCUGCCUGGGACAGAAUUUGCUCAACUGAUGGGAGAAGUAGAUCCUAAACUACCCGGAAGCAACGGCACCGCCUCAUUCUUCAGGUCGUUAAACUUUCUUAAGCGCAAAGAGAAAGGUUUAGUGUUUGGCGCACCUUUGACAGAAGAAGGCAUUGCACAAAUAUAUCAGCUCAUUGAGUAUCUGCACAAAAGUUUGUGCACAGAAGGUUUAUUUCGUGUGCCUGGGAACAGCAACAGACAGCAGAGUCUCAAAGAUUUACUUAACAAUGGGAUUGAUAUUGACAUGGACUCCGGUGAAUUUCACCCUAAAGAUGUAGCCACUGUACUGAAAAUGUUUUUAGGUGAAUUGCCAGAACCUUUGCUAACGCACAGACAUUAUCACGCACAUUUAAAAAUUGCAGGAUUAAUGCUUUUUGAUGCAAAGGGUAACAGAACGGCCGUACCAGAUAAAGAGCGUCAAAUAGAGGCCUUGCAACUCCUCUUUCUUCUUAUCCCAUCCCCAAACAGAAAUCUUCUCAAGCUUUUGUUGGACCUCCUCUAUCAGACAGCUAAAAAACAAGAUUAUAAUAAAAUGUCUGCACACAAUCUCGCGCUGAUGUUUGCACCCCACAUAAUCUGGCCUAAAAAUCUAACUGCAAAUGACCUGCAGGAACAUAUAAUUAAGCUGAACAAUGAAGUGACAUUUAUGAUCAAGCAUUCGCAGAAAAUUUUUAAGGUGAGCAUGAAGUAUUGUUUAAAACCCCAUAUGUCUAAAUAG
Bombina bombina (fire-bellied toad) is the source of this 957-nucleotide messenger RNA. RefSeq names its product Rho GTPase activating protein 19 (gene ARHGAP19). The transcript is spliced from 6 exons. Gene Ontology annotation, biological process: signal transduction; regulation of small GTPase mediated signal transduction. Gene Ontology annotation, cellular component: cytoplasm. Lineage: Eukaryota; Metazoa; Chordata; Amphibia; Anura; Bombinatoridae. Gene Ontology annotation, molecular function: GTPase activator activity. The record is from RefSeq and is a predicted model, not a curated record. Bases 1 to 957 code for a protein of 318 amino acids.